CCUUUUUCACCUCGUGCGAAAAUCCCAACGUUCCGAUCUUGUGCUUAUUUAUAGUACUCCUACUCCCGCGACGUAUCAAAUAAUCACCCCGCGAUCUAUUGCUCCGUGCCCUACCAGAUUCUACCCCCUCUUUUAACUGCUUCCUCAGCCACAACGCCGCCGCUGAACAAGCGGCGCCACCGCUGCUGCUCUUAAUUUGAUGAUCCACUGCCGCCAUUCAAGAUUUCAUAUCGGCAGAUAAUCAUGGGGCGCGCGAAGCUGAAGAUGGAACUAAUUGAGAAGGAGAAUUUGAGAAUCCAAACACUGAAGAAGAGAAAGGAAGGUUUAGCGAAGAAGCUCCACCAACUGACCACUCUCUGCGACGUCUCCGCCUGCAUGAUCGUCUACGAUCCGGCAACCGAUUCGUCUUCAAUCUGGCCGCGGGAUUCCGACGCGCAGAUCCGGCACCUCGUCGAGGGGUACAAGUCGAAGAGCAAGGAUCUGCAGGGAGGCGUGAGGUCGUACGGGCUGGGCGAUUUCUUCAAGGAGCGGCAGAAGCAAAUCGAGGGGGAUCUCCUCAAACUGCGGAAGAAGAAUCUGGAGGCCAAGUAUCCGGCCUGGGAUGAUUGCUUGUGCUUCAUGGAUGAAUCUCAAUUGAGGGGAUUGGCGGCGUCGCUGCGCGUCAAGGCGGACAUUGUGCGCUCCAGGAUUCACUAUUUGAAGCGGGAAGCUUCAAAUUCUGCUGCUGCUGCUGCUGCUUUCGCCCCGCAGCCCAACUACUACUACGCGCCGCCGCCGCCUCUGCCGGCGCUGCUUCCCAACUACUACUACGCGCCGCAGCCGCUGCCACCUCUGCCGGCGGCGCAGCCCUACACCGGCUGCUCUUCGAUCGAUCAGAAUCUCAACUACUACUACUACUGCUCUGAUCAGAAUGUGGAUUGGUGAUGCUGCUGCUUCUGAAUUCCCCAAUAUUUUUUAAUUUUUUAAUCUUUGGAACAUUUUGAUUGAGGUUAUUUAACAGUUUUUUUAAGAGCCAAAUUAACAGUUUCUUGUUGAUGAGAGUAUGUCAGUUUGUGAAUAUUGGAGAAGACGAUUGCACUAUUUCUAUAUAAUGAAGUAUCUAUAA
Salvia miltiorrhiza (redroot sage) is the source of this 1105-nucleotide messenger RNA. Its product is annotated as agamous-like MADS-box protein AGL82. NCBI's taxonomy places the organism in Eukaryota, Viridiplantae, Streptophyta, Magnoliopsida, Lamiales, Lamiaceae. Gene Ontology annotation, biological process: positive regulation of transcription by RNA polymerase II. Gene Ontology annotation, molecular function: DNA-binding transcription factor activity, RNA polymerase II-specific; RNA polymerase II cis-regulatory region sequence-specific DNA binding; protein dimerization activity. The record is from RefSeq and is a predicted model, not a curated record. The transcript is spliced from 2 exons. Bases 244 to 924 code for a protein of 226 amino acids.